AUGACCACGGCUCCACCGACACAGUCGAUGGUGCUGAGCCACAAUCUCUUAAAGAAGAAGCUCGUGGUCGUAGGUGAUGGUGGUUGUGGUAAAACAUGCCUGCUUAUUGUAUACUCGCAGAAGCGGUUCCCUGAAGAAUAUGUGCCUACCGUGUUUGAAAACUAUGUCCCUAUCGUGGAAUUCCGUGGGCAGCGCAUCGAAUUCGCGUUGUGGGAUACAGCAGGGCAGGAGGAGUACGAUCGGUUGCGUCCUUUGAGUUACCCCGAGUCCGAUGUGAUCCUCAUCUGCUUUGCCGUGGAUUACCCUGUAAGUUUAGCCAAUGUGCAGGACAAAUGGCUCCCGGAAAUCUUGCAUUUUUGCGAAGGCGUUCCAUUCCUUCUUGUUGGACUAAAGACGGAUCUGCGAGCCGAUACGCGGUCCUUAUCCCUGCUCUCCGCACAGGGCAUCACACCGGUGAGUCGUGAGCAGGGCGAGAAGGCCGCGUUGGAAAUCGGUGCGCAGCGGUAUGUGGAAUGCUCCGCCAAGACCGGGGAGGGAGUGCAGAAUGUGUUUGAUGCCGCAUUAGAAGAGGCUUUGGCGCCUCGCAAAUGGAAGCGGGGCUUCCUGCGUGGCCGCAAGAAGUGCGUGUUAUUGUAA
Molecule: messenger RNA, 636 nt
Organism: Malassezia pachydermatis
Lineage: Eukaryota; Fungi; Basidiomycota; Malasseziomycetes; Malasseziales; Malasseziaceae
Product: signal transducer
Exons: 1
Coding region: 1-636 (211 amino acids)
Biological process (GO): small GTPase-mediated signal transduction
Molecular function (GO): GTP binding; GTPase activity
Source: RefSeq, a predicted model, not a curated record